Heterotrigona itama is the source of this 1758-nucleotide messenger RNA. The record is from the annotation of a GenBank genome assembly. NCBI's taxonomy places the organism in Eukaryota, Metazoa, Arthropoda, Insecta, Hymenoptera, Apidae.
AUGGUUUGUUGUGGUUCCAUAGAAGUAGAAGAUCAAAGAAUAAAGAAACCUUAUUUAGGAGGAUGGAAACACAAAUUUACCCAAACAGAGUAUUUAAAUGCCGAAUCGCAAACAGAUCCACCAAAAAAGCCAGAAAUAGAAAAGUGCAGCAAAGGGGUGCAAUAUAUUUCUUGGUCAGAUGUAUGUACACAAACACCAUGCGAUCAUCCAACACAAAUGUGGCGAUCAGAUUAUUUUAUAUCGAGCGAAUCGGAUAAAUAUAUAACAUCAAAACCCUAUGAAACAUACGAAGAAAUGAUGAAACGACUGGAUUACGAUGGAAAGGCACGAAUUAUCCAAAGGAACUAUAGAGUAUACAAAUUGCUGAAAUAUAUCAAAGAAUACGCGAGGCAAUAUCGAGAGUUGGUCAAAGGAUGUAAGUUGUACGAAGCAGAAAAGAUAAUGUUAUACAGGAAGAGGCAUCAGCAGGAGAUCCUUCGAAGAAUGAAUCCCAGAACUCGGCUGGAUUUCGAUUUGUUAUAUGAUUUGGUUGAAAAAUGGAGACGCGACCGCCUUGAAUGUGCGAAGCUACGUUUCUUUAGACCCGCGAGAUGCGCAGAAAAUCACAGAAUCUUGGAGAAGACCAUAGAAAUGUUGAAUGUAAUCGACGAGAAGAGACAGGCGGUGAAGAGAAGGUACAGGAAGCAGAAACUCGUGAAAUUUGUUACGGUGAAUUGCAAGCCUAUUUUGUGGAACGGUUGCAAGAACAAGCUAUUGGAAAUGGACACGAUGCGAAACCAGAAGGCGAGGGAAUUGAAGAUGAUUUACGAUUCGUUAAUGAAUUAUAAUGUUACUCGCGGCGAACGCAUAGAGAUGCUCACGAUGCUGAAGAAAUCAUUGGAGAUGCACAACUGCGUGCCUGCGUUUCAUCUGAUACGACUAUUGGACGAGGAGCUGACCUACUUGGCAAGAGAGAUGAAAAGCAUGUCGCUGGGCUACUUCCGCGAAAGGAUAGAGAUUUUGGCUUGGACGUUCCAAGUUGGCAGAAGAAUUGCUAAUAAAACUUCUUCCUUUCUUCUCUUUGACGAUGCAGACAGUUACUUGAAGUUUUUACGGACAUCACAUUCGUGCUGUUGCGCGAACAACGAUAGAGACUUUUGUAAGAAUGUAGACGAUGAAAAAUUGCGAGAACCGAUCGAACCUACGACGAAAUUAUGUCACAGUUGUUUGAAAUUGCUUCCUAUUCGUCAAUUCACUACUCAUGGAAGGAUGAAAAGGCUGUCUACUUGCGUUGGAUGUACUUGGCUGCGUGAACGAAAUAUUAGACAUGUGAACUACGAUCCUUACGUAUUUCUGCUAGACUGUGUGCGUCGCGAGGAGAUAAAAAGAAGAUCACCCUCAGCCAUUGCGUUUAUGAUGCAAAAGCAGGAUAUGUGCCAUUUGGUGAACAAUAUUUGGCAUGGCCAGUCGGUCGUUAGCGAAAACAGAGAUCUGUUUCUAUUGCGAAUCGUUCGAUACGACGUGAACGAGGAAUGGUCACCGUGGAAUUGCAUGCUUUUGACCGAGGAUGAGGCUGACGUUCAUUGCAGGAUCAAGAAUCUCGCGGACGUAUACUCGAAGCCACUUAUCGAGAAGAUCCUGUUGUCUCAUCAGUUAGCGAAAAACCAAUUUAAGCAUCUGAGACAGUUCGAGAAGGAGUUUCGAGAAAAGUUUCAUAAAAUUGAGGACAAAGCUAUAUACAAACGAGCGAUCAAAGUGGACGAUUACAUUUUUACGUGA